AGCAGAGACCAGCAGGAGGGCGUGGACCUGGUUUGAAGGGGAACACUGAAGGAGAGGGGGAAACAGAGGGAGAGGACAAGAAGAUCAAAGGCACAUGAGGCAAAGCCAAAGCCUCUUGCACAAGAAACAUAGCCUCACACGAGUGAAGUUGCUCUCUGUGUGCAUUUUACUAUAAGUGUGUGAGCAGGUGGGACUUUGAUGGGACAGUGAGCAAUGCCUGACACGCAGCGACAGCAGGUUGGCAGUAGGGGGCAGUGCUCCAGCUGCCUCCUCCCCCUUGUCCUCAUCCUCCUCUCCCUUGCAACCCAGCCCAGCCAAGCAGCCAUAAAUAUUCCCCCCAAUUACCGCAUAAGAGAUCUCAAGAGGCCUCCAGUGAUCAAAACACAGCCGGAGUCUGUCACCGUAUUUAGCACUGAAGACUUCGUCAUGAACUGUGAAGCCUCUGGCAACCCUUCACCCAUCUUCCGAUGGGCAAAGGACGGGGAAGACUUUGACCCAGGCAGUGACCCGGAGCUGAAGGUCUCUGAAAGCUCUGGCUCAUUCGCAUUCUACACACUUAGCAACACCAUGGACACACUGAACAAGUACAAAGGCAAAUACGUUUGCUACGCAUCCAAUGAGCUGGGGACAGCUGUGUCUAACGAGGCCAUACUGAACACGGACGUUCCCCCCUCCCAGCAGAAAGAUAAAAAGGUUGAUGAGACGGCUGACGAGGGAAAAAGUUUUAUUCUGAAGUGUAACCCCCCACAAAGUUCUAUGGAGCCUAUCAUUCACUGGAUGGACUUAAGGUUGCGUCAUAUCGAGCUUAGUAAGCGGGUGAUGGUGGGGAAGGACGGCAAUCUGUACUUUGCCAAUCUGGAAAGUUCGGACAGCAGGGACGACUACACGUGCAAUGUCCAGUACCUGGCAACACGCACGAUUCUGGCAAAAGAGCCCACCUCUCUGAAAGUCACCCAUUCCAACUCGGUACUGCGGAACAGAAGGCCCCAAAUGAUGAGACCUACUGGACAUCACAGCACGUACCAUGCCCUGAGGGGACAGACACUAGAGCUGGAGUGCAUCGUCGAAGGCCUUCCAACUCCAGAAGUGUCCUGGAUGAGGAGGGAUGGCGAGCUGUCAGAAACUCGGACCACCAAAGAUAUGUUUGACCGCCGCUUGCGCUUCACUAAUAUCUCGGAAAGUGACGGGGGCGAAUACCAGUGUAUAGCUGAGAACUCCCAAGGAAACACCAAACACAUUUACAUGUUGACUGUGGAAGCUGCACCUUAUUGGAUCAAGGAGCCGGUCAGUCAGCUAUAUGCCCCAGGUGAGACAGUCAGAUUAGACUGUCAGGCAGAUGGCAUUCCCUCUCCUCUCAUCAGCUGGACCAUCAACGGGGUCCCCAUCUCAGGAGUUGAUAAGGACCCUAGGCGUACUCUGACAGCAAGCGGAUCUCUGAUCCUAGAGGAUGUGAACUUUGGAGACACUGCCAUCUAUCAGUGUCGGGCCUCCAAUAAACAUGGAACUAUCCUCACGAACACCAAUGUUUAUGUCAUCGAGCUGCCUCCCCAGAUCCUCACCGAUGAUGGGAAUACAUAUGCGUAUACAGAGGGCCAGAAGGCUUUACUGGAGUGUGAGACCUUUGGCUCUCCUAAACCAAAAGUGAUAUGGGAAAGAAACAACGGCAGCUCCUCCCUUCUAGCAGAUCGCAGAGUUAACCCUCUCAGCAACGGGUGGCUCGAGAUCGCUAACGUCACCCACGGCGAUGACGGGAUCUACACCUGCACUGUGCCAAAUUCCAAUUUGUCAAUCAGCGUUGAGCUGGAAAUAUUCAAUAGGACCGUGAUUCAGUCACCCCCACAGGCUCUGAAGGUCCGGGCUGGAGAGAGAGCCAUUUUCACCUGCACGGGCCUCGUUGACCCCAGACUCGACCCUCCUUUCAUUCAGUGGAGAAAGAACAACCAGAAGCUGGCUGAUUCCAACAGUGAUGAAAAGUAUACAAUGGAAGGACCGGAUCUCAAAAUAACGAAUGUGCAGCCAGAUGAUGAGGGAGUGUACACCUGUGAGAUCAUCACAAAACUGGAUGUAGCAGAAGCCAGGGGUACCCUCACCUUAUGGGAUUGUCUCUACAACAAUAACAAAAAACACAAGAAGACAGACACGCACACGUUAUGUUUCCAUUACUUCCUUGGGAUAAUGUCCUUUCUCCAUCACUCCUUGACUUUUGUCGUAGAGUAUGUGGUAGAGUUUGAGGACCAACGUUCGAAUGAGAGCGUCUGGAAAAUGCUGGCCAGAGUUAGCGGAAACAAAGAACGUGCCGUUCUCUCCCUGUGGCCCUUCAUGUCCUACCGUUUCCGGAUCAUUGCCAUCAAUGACGUGGGCAAGAGCGACCCUAGCAAACCAUCUGGAAUACACAACACACCUGCUGAAGCUCCAGAUAAUAACCCUCAAGAUGUCAAGAGUGAGUCCAUUGAACCGAACACUCUGGUCAUCACCUGGAAGAAAAUGAACAAAACUGAGGUCCACGGACCUGGCUUCACGUACUGUGUGCAGUGGAGACAAGCAGUGGGAGGUGGGCCCGACUGGCACGAGAGAAACGUAACAGAGCCGCCUUUCCGUGUUGACAAUGUCGGGAACUUCUCUGCGUAUGAGAUUAAAGUUCAGGCUUUCAAUGAGAUAGGGAGGGGACCUGAGCCAGACCCAGUCAUAGGCUACUCAGGAGAAGAUGUUCCUUUAGAGGCUCCGAUGGAUGUGGGUGUUGAAAUAAUAAACAGCACUACAAUCAAAGUGACCUGGGCACCUAUAGACAAAGAGACGGUCAGAGGACACCUGCUGGGAUACAAGAUCCACUAUACCAGGAAAGUGCAUAGGAGCCACCACCGAGGCCGCAGGGCACAAGAGUUAGAAAGCACUGUGGUGGUGAAAACGGAGCCCAACGAGAAGAAGAAAGUGAUCAGUGAUCUGAGGCCGUUCUCCAACUACACCCUUAAGGUGACUGUGUACAACAUAAAGGGAGAAGGACCCUUCUCUGAGGCGCUGCCCUUUGAGACUCCAGAGGGAGUCCCUGGUCCUCCCUUGACCCUGACCCUAGACAGCCCAUCAGAAACAGAAAUGACCCUCCACUGGACACCUCCUGGCCAGCCCAAUGGAGUGCUUAUUGGAUAUCUGCUGCAGUACCAACAGAUUACAGAGAGUGAUGACAGCCCCAUGCAGGUGGAGACAAUAGAUGACCCCACAGUCACCCACAUCACCCUGAAGAACCUGGACCAUAAGAGCCACUACCGUUUCUACCUCAGGGGGCGGACUGCUGCUGGGGAUGGAGUACCUACAACGAUGAAGGGUGCCACUAUGCUGGAUGGAGUAGUUCCUAUGAACAUCAGCCUGUCUGUGGGGGAAAACGCAGUGAACUUUAGCUGGGUACCAGAAAAGAGACGCAGGAAUGUUGGCUUCCAGAUCCAAUACCGCAACAAGAACGAUGGCAAUAAAUGGAAGACGACAGAGAAGGUGAACUCCUCUCAGUCUUUCUACCAGAUCCAGGGCUUGACUCCUGGCUCCUAUUAUUCUUUCCAAUUUAUCUACAACAACACGACCUUCUUCAAGGCUGGAAUCGAGACAGAAGGAACAGGAGUAACAGAGAUGCAGCCAAGCUUUGCAACACAGGGCUGGUUCAUUGGCGUUGUGAGCGCCAUCGGGCUGUUGUUGCUGAUCCUGCUCAUCCUCUGCUUCAUUAAGAGGAGUAAAGGGGGAAAGUACUCAGAUUUCUUCUGCUCUUCAUGCUGCAGUGAUCUCGAGGAGAAGCGAACAGCCAGCCAGCCGUCUCUGUGUGAGAAGAGCAAGCUGUACAGCGAAGACAACCUCGACUUCAAUGGCAGCAGCGCCAUGACCACAGAGCUCAACAUGGAUGAGUCUCUGGCCAGCCAGAUCAGUCGUCCCAGUGGCGGUCCAGAAGGUUUCCACGGCCUGCCGGAGAACGCCCCGCUGAACCCCUCUACCUUCUCUCCCGCCACCAAUGGCGUGCCCAACUCAGUCACCAUCCUCGAUUAACCCCCACACAUCCACCGGGGACCAUCAGACCAAAAUAUGUCAACACGUAUGUGCCCAUAUGCUCCUGUUCCCUACUGACUUGCUGAUCUGUACUUCGACGACUAAUAAACAAUCAUGUUCAGAUGUCCCUGGCAGCCAUCUGAUUGACUAAACUAUAUUGACCAAAGGAGUGUCCAAAGUAGUGGACAGCGAUAGCGAUAUAAGCCCGACUGACAUGAACAUGCCCUUUGACCUCCCUUCAUUUUCCUGUGCAGUUUACAACUAAUGAAAACGACUAACAUUCAUUUCUCUAGCUCCUCUUUCGUUCUCUCAGCAAACAACAGCGCAGAUGCAUAAAGACAGAAUGUUGUACAGUUAGAAAUAUCAGGGGGUGUAGGUAUGGUCAUGUAAAGAUGCAGAGUAGUGCAUUAAAAGUAAAGGAUGAUGGUAGAACCCAGUGUAGGGAGCAAGACAGCUAAUGCUGCUGUAAAAAAAAAAAUCUUGAAUCUUAGAUAUGAAUCAUGUUUGAUGUACUUCCCACAUGAUUUUGUCUGUCUAAUUGCCAUUUAAUGUCUCAGAUUGUACUUGCCAGUGACAUUUUUUUCAAU
Molecule: messenger RNA, 4610 nt
Organism: Neolamprologus brichardi
Lineage: Eukaryota; Metazoa; Chordata; Actinopteri; Cichliformes; Cichlidae
Source: RefSeq, a predicted model, not a curated record